This is a messenger RNA of Lingula anatina, 3668 nucleotides long. RefSeq names its product RUN domain-containing protein 1. NCBI's taxonomy places the organism in Eukaryota, Metazoa, Brachiopoda, Lingulata, Lingulida, Lingulidae. The record is from RefSeq and is a predicted model, not a curated record.
CAGACGCGUAUUAUUCGUAAACAGUGCGUGGCAAAAUGUUUCCAAGAUGAUGGAAGAAACGACCGUUCCAACUGAUGAGAGCUAUGACUAUGACAGUGAUGAUCACCUGUAUGAUCGGCCAGCAGAGAGGUGGGCACCACUUGGAGCAAAUGCAAGCCCUGCCCCUUCUGUCACUGAAACAAGUCAUUUCACUGAAGCAGAACAACUGAGGCGGCUGGAGGAAGAGCAGGAAGAACUGAAUAACUCUCUCUUUGCAUUGACCACACAUUUUGCUCAAGUACAGUUCAGGCUGAAACAGAUUGUGUCUGCUGAUCCAGAAGAGAAAGAGGUAUUACUAGAAAUAGAUGACCAUGAGCAUGAUCAAAAAAUUAGAGAACAGAGGGAAAAACAGCAAGAACUGAUAAUGCAGCUGAAAGACCAACUGGAGGAACUGGAGAAAUAUGCCUAUGAAUCUGGAACUGCUGAUGACCUUCCUACAAGUAUCCAGAUGGAAAAACAGAAAGUCAUUAUUGAUGAGUUGAAGAAUAAGCUGGAGUUGGAACUGGACGAUUUUGCCAAACUAAGUCCUGAGCAGUUGAGAGAUGUGGUGAAUGAUGCAAUAGCUCAGAUUGUGAAUCCAGCCAAAGUCAAGGAAAAGUUAGUUGAUCAGCUGAGAACACAAGUAUCAGAUCUGGAGAGGUUCAUUUCCUUCUUACAAGGAGAUGCUGAGAGCCCUGGUCCUCUAGGUCAGACACGCUGCACUUGUCACUGCCCUGCACAUGGUCCAAACAAGCUGUCUAGUGAUGAGCACUCUGACAUCUCCAUGCAGCAAGAAUGUUGUAUUCCUGAUCACAGGUACAGAAUAAAAGACAAAUCUGAGAAGGAUCAAAAUGCUACGGCUAUGACAGCAAUGAAGAGGGCAUUGACUGUGCUCCAAAUAUUUGUUAUAACACAGUUUGGUUGUGGAAGCAGAGAAUUCAGGAAGAACACACUUAAGAAGACAAUGAAAGCAAAUCAUUAUGGUGAUUUACGUGCCAGGGUGGAAGUUGCCAUAGAGAAAGUCUUGGAGCUAGCAAAAACCCAGGAGAAUUAUGAAGUGCCUGACAGUGAUUAUACCAGUGAUACAGAAGAGAGCUUUACUGUCCAGUGUAACCAGGCCUUAACCAUGGCAGUUAGAAAGAGCCUUGCUUUAGCACUCAGAGACCUUUUACAGCAUGGUUUGGUUGAGAUGAGCCAGAGUCGCAGUCUUGUAAGUCCUAUUGGAUGUUUUCCAGUCAGGUCUCAGGCUGUACCUAAAACCAUGCAUCCUUGGGAACUGUUUAUCAAGUACUAUGAAAUGAAGCAUGGCAGAGAGUACAACGAUACCCCUGUAAGAAAACUGUCAGAGUCCUUCCACUUAAACAUGGUUGGAAGCAAAGCUGUUACAGCAAAACAGACUCUUCUUGGUGCCAUUCACAACAUCUUGACAUCUCACAGGCCCCUGAAGAGAAGUAAUGAUGCCAUGUUCAAAGCCUUCAUUUGCCGUGCACUGAAUGAGAAGCGUAUAGUGACGUGGUUCCGGUUGGUGUUUAAGACAACACCUCUUAUAGACCAUUUUUACCAGCCAUGGAGUUAUGUUGUUAAGACAAACUUUGAAGACACUUUUGCCUCUCUACAGAGACUAAAGGACAUUGAAUUCCACUUACCUGUGGAUCUGGCAGUCAGACCAUUCACAAACAUUAAAGAUGCAUUUUGAUGACAAGAUCUUACAGGUCACGUUAAUACACAACCAGAUUACAACUGGUUUCAGGCUUCAUGUAUUUGGUGCAUAAAUGUAUGUGUGCUUGCUUUCUCUGCAGAUAAUGUUUCAAAGCAUCUAAUAUCUACUAUUAUAACUGUCUGCAAGAAUUGACUAUAAUAAUUUGUACAUUCCUUUUGCAUAUAGAUGCUGGUUGAUAUAUGGUUGCUCUUUGUGAAGUAUAUUUUCCAUUUUGUAUUUAUGGAUAUUAAGAUUUUCAAACUUGAAUAACUUUCCAAACUAGACUAUAAUUCUACAGUGUUGUGAUUGCAUGUUACAAUGGUAUUGUAUAAAAUUAUUCUUUGAUAAAACUUACUACUCAUCCUGGCAUUCCAUUAUGAUUAAACUGGUAGCAUUGAAUGCUGCGCAUUCCACAUUUGACAAUAUGAACAGUAUAUAAAAGACAUCAAAUAUAAAGAUAUAUUGAUUGAUGGAUAAGACACAGUGUAGGUGGUGGUGGGGAAUAAGUAAGGUAGUAAUAUCAUUUUCCAUUUUUUUGUGACAGUUAGCACAAAGUAGUGCGGUAUCAGGGAUGUCAGCAGUAGCAGUUUACCAAAUAUCCUUGUUGUGAUCUUGUGGAAUUUAUCAUCUCAUUGCUUACAGAUGUCAUUCAUUUUGUUGAUUCAUGACAAUCAUUUCACUGCGUUCAACUGAAGAGAAAUUUUUAUCUUCAGUGUAGUGUUUACAAUUAUAAUUGAUGUGCAAUAAAUAUUAUUAAUUCAGGAAUCAUAUGUUACAUGUUAUAGUUGUAUUGUGUUGGUGAUUAAUUAGAGUCCACCAUAUUACAAUGGUAUGCUCAUAGAGGCCAAUUGAAACUACAAUUAAAAGCAAUCCUCUGGUAUUGAAAUGUACACAGCCGUCAUAAAGACAUAUUGUAACCCAUAACUGGGAUUUCAACUUAAUGGAUAAUUGUUCACUUCCAGUGUCAGGUGUAGUUUGCCAACUUGCAUUAACGGAUUCACGGUUAAUAAUUAAACUAUUACUGAAAACAUUGAAUGUUGCUUCAGAAUGGACAGGAAGGUUACAUGAAGUUAUUGAGAGUGGUUCAUUGUAUUCUUUGUUUUUGGUUCUGUACUGUGAAGGACCAAAUGCAACUGUAUUGUUAUAUCUGUCUCCAGAGGAAGCCCAUAAGGGGUUACUGUUUUUGCUUUUGCAUUUAAAGAUAAAAUUGAAUAUAUGCGCUUAAAUGUUCUCAAGAAGAAGAAAAAAAAGGCCAGUGGUAAACUGGGCAAGAAAUUUGCCUUUCAUAUAUUAUAAUGGCAUUAUUAAAGACAGCUGUUGGAGUUAAUACUUUUUGUCAGGAGCUUAACUGAUACCCAUUGCAUACAUAUUAAUUUUUUUCAGACAUACUUAAAGAUGGCUUUUCAUGAAACUAAGAAAAGUUGUCAUGGUCUAUUUUCUUAUUAUUCAGUUUAUUAAAUUGAUUAAUCCAACAAAGUCAUUGGGGCAGUCUGUGCAGUGUUCUGUUAGCUUCUUUAGUUUUUGAAAAUAAUAAUUUUGUCUCAACAGCUUAAUAUGCAUUUUUUAAACUCAGUUUCUAUUAUACUUUACACAUAAUACAUACUACAGCUAUUUUUUAAAUCAUUUUCAGGUACUUUGACAGCUUUGUAGUUUACUGUCAUACUCCAUUUUCCCUUACUGUAGUCAUUAUUAGCACUGAAGCUUUAUGGUAUUUCUCUUUGCAAGGCCUGUUUGACUUCACAGAAAGUUGUUCUUAAAAGAGUUUUUAUGAAGAUUUUGAAAAAAGAAAUAAACAGUCAUUUUCAUGCAUUUUUUUUAUCAAUUGCCAGAAUAUGUUUAGGUUUUGGGUUGAAUCUGUUACUUGCCAGAAUAUGUUUAGGUUGUGGUUGAAUCUGUUAAAAUGAUAUAUUAAAAACUAUAAAUGUUUAUGCAAAUAAACUAUUCUAAAAAU